AUGCAUUUAGAUCUAGGAGGUGACUGUGGAGAGAAGGUGCCUCUUGAUAUAGUUUUGUAUAACCUCCUCUUGUUUAUUUUUCAGAAGAAAGGACAUGUUAAUCUACAUGUGUUUGAAGACUGGUGUGGAAGUACUGUUGACCAACUCAGGAAAAACUUGCAUUUUCCACUAUUUCCUCAUGUAAGGAGAACACUGAAGAAACUCGCUGUGGCUCCUCAAUGGAAGAACUACGGACUUCGCAUUUUUGGUUUCUUGCAUCCCCCUGAAGACGGUGAAUAUCUGUUUGCUUUAGCUGCAGAUGACAAUGCUGAGUUUUGGUUGAGUUCAGAUGAGAAGCCAUCAGACUUGAAACUACUUGCAAGGAUUGGCACGACUGGAAAGGAAUGGACAGCUCCAGGAGAAUUUGGAAAGUAUCGAAGCCAGGUAUCCAACCCAAGAAGAUUGGUGGCUUCCAAAAUGUAUUACUUUGAAGUACUCCACAAGCAAGAUAACAAAGGCACUGAUCACGUGGAGGUUGCGUGGAAGCUGAACCAGUAUGGAUUGCCAUUCAACAUCAUUGAUUCCCAGUACCUCUCUCUGUUUGUUGAUGAAUCUUCCUUCAGGAUGGAUGAAGUACAGCAUAUUCCGCAGACAGUGGCUAGUCAUGGAAAAAUUUCUCAUCGCUCCCCUCCCAAUAAAGACCACCCUUCUGAAAUGCACAUUGCAGAUCCUAGAGAUACCUUUUUUAAACGUCCACUUAUUGAUGACUCCCGACUGUAUCACAUAUUGCCAAGCUGUGCCUACAUGCCCAGUUACCUAGUUAAAGGAUAUCCAUUACACCGUUACCAAGGAUUACAGUUUGUUCGCCUUUCCUAUGUCUACCCAAAUGACUAUACAAGACUAACUCAUAUGGAAUCGGACAACAAAUGCUUUUAUCAUAUGAAUUCAUAUGCAAUGAAAAGGUAUGGAUUUUAUCAUUACAUGAAGAUGGACAUAGAUGAAGACUAUGAGGAAUAUCCUUUGCUGAAUAAAACAGAUAAAUAUUUCUAUGUUUCAGACACGGAGGAGGAGAAUGAAUAUGUUUAUGAGGAUGAGCAUAAAGACAAAGAGCAGCAAGCUAAGAAAACAGAAGAAGGUGAGGAAGAUGAGAAGGAGGUACAUGUGAAAGCAGAAAUACAGGAUGACAAUGGUGAAGGUUAUCAGGGUGAUACACAAGAAAAACAACAGAAAGACUACGGAGAUGAUGUUGAUGAUUAUAACAUGAACAGAAAACGGAAACUGUUCUCAGUUGACAAUUAUGCUGAAGUCCCAAUAAUAGUUCCCAGAAGGAAAAAAUCAUCUGUAAAGAGUCUUCGUGUAGACCCAGUAAACCAAACUAAAAGUCCACAGAGUGAUAAGCCAGAUUUUGGUGAGGAAUUCACAACAAAGUCAUCAGUUAAAGUGGAUGGAAAGGGGGCUACAUCAAAGCAACACACCAUUAAGAAAAAACGCAAAGUUCAUAAACAACAAUCUAAAAUGCAUAUUGUGCAUCAAGAAGUGACAGAGCAAGAAAGUAUGACCCAAACAGCAGUACUGAAGGUGACAGUAACUAGUAAAAUGACUACCAUUCAUGUACCUAAGGAGGGAGAACCACCUGCAUUCAGGAGUAGUCUAAAUGGAACUGCAAAAUCUAAUAUUACAGAACACCGUAGGAAAAAAAUAAGUAAAACAAAAAGCUUAGAUUUUAAGUUGAAAAUGAAGGAUAGAGACCAUGAAUCCAAAACACUGGAAACCAAGCUACAUAAGACCGUUGGCAUUUCUCCUGAGGAUCAAAACUUGGUUACUGCAUACCCGAUGAAAGAAAAGCUGAAGCUCAAAAAGAAAGCUGUGUCACAAGACAGUGAACAUAAUCGUUUCACUAAUGUGAAGUUACACCAAACUAAUUCUUUUUCCAACGGUACAGUUGUCACUUACGGUCCAGUGGAGGAAACCGUGACUGCAGAAGGAGAUGAAGUGGACAAUGAAGAAGAAGAAUUGGAAACAUUAUCACAUAAGGCUUUAUAUGACCAAGCAGUGAACUGGGGGCAGACUUUCAGUGUGGAAAACCUUGAUUUCCAUACCUUGCGUAAUGACUGGAUUGACCUUUCUUGCAAUGUUUCUGGGAACCUUCUUCUACGUGAGGAUGAGGUCCUGAAUCUGGUGGAUGCCUUCAUGAAUAAUCUUAAUGACGGGAGUAAUGGGAUCUACAAACUGCAGCAAAUUGUGAAUGUUGAGAAGCGUGCAGAUUGGCUACGUGGAGCCCGUUAUCUUUUAGAACUGGAGCUGCUGGAGAACGAUAAAGAGGUCCGUCUGUCACGCUUUGUCUAUGCUCUUAACAAGAAAAGAUUCAGAAGAAAGAAGGCACAAGACAAACUUAAGAAGAAAGAGAGGCAGCUGUUAUCAGAAAAAGAACCCCUUUUAUGCUGGCCGUCUGGGCUUCAGUGGAGACGGGAUGUGGUGGUCCAUAUUAUUGUACCUGUGAAAAAUCAAGCCCGUUGGGUCCUACAGUUCAUAUCAGACAUGGAAGACCUGUAUUCUGCCACAGGAGACAGCAAUUUUAAUGUUAUUAUAUCAGACUACAAUAGCACAGACAUGGAUAUUGAACUAGCUCUGAAGAGGAGCUUCAUACCAAGGUAUCAGUAUAUCAGACUGGCUGGUAACUUUGAACGUUCUGCUGGCCUUCAAGCUGGAAUAGAUCUUAUUAUGGAUGACCACAGUAUCAUUUUCUUAUGUGACCUUCACAUGUAUUUCCCAGUCAACAUCUUAGAGAAUGUCCGGAAGCACUGUGUAGAGGGCAAGAUGGCCUUUGCUCCCAUCAUAAUGAGGCUAAACUGUGGAGCAUCUCCCCAGGAACCUGAUGGAUUCUGGGAAGUCAAUGGGUUUGGUUUGUUGGGAAUCUACAAAUCUGACCUGGAUGCAGUUGGCGGAAUGAAUACACAGGAAUUUCACGACCGCUGGGGUGGAGAGGACUGGGAACUACUGGACAGGAUUUUUGAAGCAGGGCUUGAGGUAGAGCGACUUUACAUGAGAAACUUCUACCACCAUUACCACUCCAGGCGAGGAAUGUGGAACAGACGCAUGAUGAAGAUGUUGUAACAUAAGCUGAAAGGGGCCAUAUUCUGCUCAUGUGCACAUUGCUCACUCAUGCAAUGUAAUCUGAUAACUUCACCCCAUGGACAGAAUCAAGUUCAAUGAAAAGAAGUCUUGUUUAUGUCCCAGGCGUCCUUAGAGGGAUACCAUCAAUGGUUAUGUUUCUUUUGCUUGAUACUGUUGGUGGCCCAGGGAAUUUCUCAACUGAAAAGUGUUCCUCUGGGUAAACAUAAUUAAAUAACUUGGAAAUCAUUGGGGCAUGGAAACCCAAUUAUAUCUGAAAGUAGGAGGAAAGAGAAACUUUGACAGGUGACUGUUAAUUAGAAUUGCCAUAAACAUUUGUACAGCAAGAUAUUUAAAGUAAGCCUGUGGUCUUUUUAAAUUAAAAAAAAAAAUAUUGACUGUUUUAGUGAAAAGCCGACAAUGAAGAUUAUUUUUAGGACAACUCUAAAGGUGCUGGCACCCACUUCAUGUGCUUGUUUUGGUUCCCAUUCUGUGCUCAUCACCGUGAUGCCUGUGCUUUUGGUUGGGUUCAAAACUUGAAGGAUACAAGAUGCUUGCCCUUAAGACAUUUUUAGGGAAAAAAAGUGUCUCCUGUAGAACUGAUAACACUGUCAUAUAAUGUUUUUUCCCCACCUUUUAGCUACCUCUAAUGUUAUUUUUAUUGAUACUGUGAAUACCUCUGAAGAAAACAGUGCUCCACUAUUAACUGGGUGACAGCCGUGCAAGUUAUAGGAUUUCUAGUUGUUAA
This is a messenger RNA of Protopterus annectens (West African lungfish), 3838 nucleotides long. It is a transcript of the gene B4GALNT3, whose product is annotated as beta-1,4-N-acetyl-galactosaminyltransferase 3. Gene Ontology annotation, cellular component: Golgi cisterna membrane. Bases 1 to 3093 code for a protein of 1030 amino acids. Gene Ontology annotation, molecular function: acetylgalactosaminyltransferase activity. The record is from RefSeq and is a predicted model, not a curated record. The transcript is spliced from 18 exons. NCBI's taxonomy places the organism in Eukaryota, Metazoa, Chordata, Ceratodontiformes, Protopteridae.